ACAACGGCUUUAUUACCAAUCACAGUGACUAGAUCCCACAUGUCAUCUUCAGCUCCUCUUGGAUUCUCAACACUAUCACCUCUGACCUCCCCCACUUGUUUGGUUCUUCUUUCUCUCAUCUUCAACUCCUCUUGGAUUCUCUCUCUAUCCCAACCCUCACUCCACUCUCUCUCUCUCCUCUGUCUGAAAAUAUAAUCUCUAAAUGUUAACCCUAUUCUUUUCUCUCCUCAAAAACCACCAAAUCACCACCCUCUCAUCCACCAUUCUAAUCCUCUACCUCUGUUUCCCAACCCCUUUAACCGCCACUGACGGCGGCGACGACACCACCGAGUUUGAUUUUGGUACACUAACACUCACUAGCUUAAAACUCCUCGGCGACGCCCAUUUAAACAAUGGAAGCGUCCGCCUCACCCGUGAUCUCCCAGUCCCUAACUCCGGCGCUGGGAGAGUAUUUUACUCCCAUCCGGUAAAGUUCCGGCAAACCGGGACUAAUUUUCCGGUGAGCUUCACUACCUACUUCUCCUUUACCAUCACAAACCUCAACCCCUCCUCCAUCGGUGGCGGCCUUGCCUUCCUAAUCUCCCCUGACGCCGCCGCCAGUGGUGGUGCUGGCGGGUUCCUUGGUCUUAGUCAGGGUUCGAAUCCAGGGUUCGUGGCGGUUGAAUUCGAUACACUUAUGGAUGUCGAAUUCAAAGACAUUAAUGGAAACCAUGUGGGUUUAGAUCUAGGGUCAAUGGUAUCAUCUCAUGUAAGUGAUUUAGAUUCAAUUAAUAUUGAUUUAAAGAGUGGUGAUGUUAUUAAUACUUGGAUUGAGUAUUCUGGAUUAACCCAGAUUUUUAGUAUCUCUAUUUCUUACUCCAAUGUAAAACCAAAACAAUCUUUGCUUUCGUUUAGCUUUGUAUUGGAUGAUUUUGUUGGUGACGAAAUGUUUGUGGGAUUCAGUGGGUCAACUCAGGGGAGCACCGAGACUCACAGUGUUGAUUGGUGGAGCUUCACCUCGUCUUUCGAGUCGUCGUCGCCUGAACCUGAACCUGAACCUGAACCGUCUCCUCCUUCCAAUGUCCUGCCUCCGCCAACUCCACCAUUUGGAACAGCGACGGUGGCAGUCCAUGCUCCUCCGCCGUCGAUUGCGCCAUCGCGAUCGAAAUCAAUGGUAUCAACAAAUGGCACAAGCAGGUCCUGUGGUAAUGAGCUGUGUAAGCAUAACCCAGUUGCGGUGGCCGGGGUUGUGACAGCAAGUGCAUUUUUGUUGGCUAUAUUAGGAGGGGUUUUAUUCUGGUUAUUCUCGAAAAAAACGAAGCUGAAAUUACCUAGGAGUUCGGGAGGUUGUUCUUUAACUGCGGAUAUCAUUAAAAUGCCCAAAGAAUUCAGCUACAAGGAGCUUAAAAUCGCCACAAAAGGGUUCGAUCCCGGGCGGAUCAUCGGACAUGGCGCCUUUGGUACUGUUUACAAAGGGAUAUUGGCAGAAACAGGGCUUGUUGUGGCGGUUAAAAGAUGUAGUCAUAAAAAUGGAGGGCAAGGGAAGAAUGAAUUCUUAUCGGAGUUAUCAAUAAUUGGAACACUUAGGCAUAGGAAUUUAGUUAGGCUUCAAGGAUGGUGUCAUGAGAAGGAAGAAAUAUUAUUAGUGUAUGAUUUAAUGCCUAAUGGGAGCUUAGAUAAAGCAUUAUUUGAGUCAAGAAUGGUAUUAUCUUGGGCACAUAGAAGGAAAAUUUUACAUGGAGUAGCAUCAGCUUUAGCUUAUUUACAUGAAGAAUGUGAGAAUUUGGUAGUACAUAGGGAUGUGAAAACAAGUAAUAUUAUGUUAGAUGAAGCAUUUAACGCUAGGUUAGGUGAUUUCGGGUUAGCCCGACAAAUGGAGCACGAUAAGUCCCCGGACGCCACGGUGGCGGCUGGUACAAUGGGGUAUUUAGCCCCAGAGUAUCUCCUAACAGGUCGAGCCACCGAUAAAACGGAUGUGUUUAGCUACGGGGCGGUGGCUCUAGAGGUGGCGAGUGGACGGAGACCAAUAGAGAAAGAAAAGAAUGGGAUAAAAGGGAUUGGGAAUUUGGUAGAAUGGGUGUGGGGAUUGCAUACAGAAGGAAGAUUGUUAGAGGGUGUUGAUGAAAGGUUGAAUGGAGAGUAUGAUGAAAUGGAAAUGAGGAGAGUGUUGUUUGUUGGAUUAGCAUGUUCUCAUCCUGAUCCAAAUGAACGGCCUACAAUGAGAUGUGUGGUGCAAAUGUUGGUUGGUGAAACAGAAGUUCCAAUUGUCCCAAGAACUAAACCUUCAAUGAGUUUCACUACUUCUCAGCUUCUUUUGAGUUUGCAAGAUAGUGUUUCUGAUUGUAAUGCUAUGCUUACAUUGUCAACUUCUUCCUCUUCAUCGGAGCGCAACUUAUUCCUACCCGGCCGUGGAACUGCCGAAGCUGGUGGUGCCGCCGAUGAGCUAGUCUAAAGGAAUCACUUAAUAUGUACAUAUACUGCACCGACGUGUGAUGUGCAAGCGCCGGAGGGCCCGAGAAAUUAGACAUUGCGUACCGCAUCCAUAUGGAUGGGAAUUUUGUUACUGUUUAUAUAAUUAUAGGUUUUUAGGUUUAAUUUGUUUCAUUUGAUUAUUGUUAUUAUUAUUAUUAUUAUUAUUAUUA
Spinacia oleracea (spinach) is the source of this 2621-nucleotide messenger RNA. RefSeq names its product L-type lectin-domain containing receptor kinase VIII.1. Lineage: Eukaryota; Viridiplantae; Streptophyta; Magnoliopsida; Caryophyllales; Amaranthaceae. The transcript has a single exon. Gene Ontology annotation, molecular function: ATP binding; protein kinase activity; carbohydrate binding. Gene Ontology annotation, biological process: protein phosphorylation. The record is from RefSeq and is a predicted model, not a curated record. Bases 203 to 2431 code for a protein of 742 amino acids.